AUGGACAAUUCCUUCCUUCUCGCCGCCGACCCAACAGCCMUUGCAAACUACCUCCGAACUCAAGCUACACAGUUGGGCAAUGAAGCGGUGACCAAGGAUCUAUUGGCCAGAGUUGACAGCGAGUCCUUGCCGCCUCGCGUCUAUGUUGCCUGGUUGUCCGCCGGCGGAGAUGUUGAAGCCAUUCUUCAAGGCCUUGCUUUCCAGAACUCACAGACUGUAAGACAGGCUUCCAUUACACGUUUUGGAAAGCUCUUCCGCACUCGACGAGUCAAAGACAUCUGGGGUACCGUCGGUGGAACUGCUGGAGUCAUUGAUUAUCUCGCGACGGCCUCGGUUCUCGACGUGAAGCGCUUCUGCAAUGAGAUUCGCCGCUCUGCGACAGCAAAAGUAAAUACCACCGACAGAGUGGCAUUCGUGGAUGAGCUGUACAAUGCACUCCGCGAUACCGCUGCUUCUCGAGGCAAUCUCGAGACCGAUGGACGGCCACUAUCAAGCAUCUACAAUCGCAUCUUCUCGGCCUGCUCGCAGGAGCUGAUCUUGUCGGCAGUGGAUGGCAAGUCUGGGAUCGAAGACGUCAAAAAUGGAGAAUCGGCCUUCUUCGCUCGGACUGCCCUGUUCCGAUCGAGAUGUCUCCUGGAGCUCCAAAAUCCUUCGGUCGAUGUAGACAUGGAGAAAGUUCGUGCUCUAUUGGACACCUGCUCAAACGAUGCUGCCUCUCCCCGGGAUGCCAAUCUGACCGCCAACAAUCUCUUCGCCCUGGAAGCUCUUGAGCUUCUCUCCGGAAGGAAAGAGCUCAAAGGAGACGCCAAAGUCAUCCUUUCGGAGUUGGCGACUCCUUUAUUUCGGAGACUGUCACGACGGAAAUGUUUGCCGGAGACAAUUGUCAGGGCUACACUGGCAUACGUCAAUUUUGCACAGCGCCACAUACCCAAACGCAUGUCAUUGCAAGAWCUCUUUAAUUGUCCGGGCAUCUGCCUGGUAAAGCACUGGGGACGAAGUCCCGACCUGCUGGAAGAUUCGCUGGUCAUUUUCCUGCGUCUUGCACCAAAGGGGAAUCUAACGUUGCCUAGUGAAUGGCUCAAAUUGGUCAAAUGUGUGCCGAGUGCAUUGCGUCUUCGACUUCUUCGUAUGGCUUCACGGUGCGAUCUCAAUGUCGACAGUGAGCUCAAGCAAAUACAAUGGGACUCACCAUUACUGCUCGCACUUCCCCGGCCGGAAGCACUGCAAAUUCUUCGACGACUGCUCGCAAUCAAUGCAGAGAAUCUCCACGAAAACUACAAGCCAGAACGGCGCCAGACUGAACGCGUUCUCUUGAUGGUGAGGCUAUCCCAACAUGAGCCAAACUUGCUCGAAUUGGCCACUGCUGGGGUGGAAGAGCACAAGAAGAAAGCCAGUCAAGCUCGUGAGCAGACCAGUCGUGCUUCAUACAUAUCGCUCGCGCUUGAGAUAGCUGCCGCAUCGCAAUGUAUUGAGCUCUUCCGUCAGACGUUGUUGUGGACGAGAAAGUAUAUCAAAGAUCCGCUUACGGCGAUGGAGAUAUUCCAAGGGCCAGUCUUGACUUCGAAUGAGUCUCUCGGAUUACUACGUGGAUUUCCUGAUACGCGGCAUGACUGUGCCCUACUCACUCGGGAUCAGGUAGCUUUUGAUGUGCAGAAAGCAAACACCAUCAUCACCGAGUGCUUUGAAACGGCAUGCCAAGCACAGCGAGAACCAGGCUUCAAGUCUUACCAUUGGCAUAUCGUUCUUGGAAUGAUGAGUGCCGCUGUUGGUAAAAGGUAUGAGAGUGUCAAUGUCUUGCAGGACACGUUGCGGCUGUCAGACGACGAAGUUUUUGACACUGUUUGGCGAGACACCCUCGCGACGUGCAAGAGUUUGGAAGUAUUAGGAUUACACGACGAUAAUGCGAGCCUGGAAUUCCACACCCUUGGAGGUCCUCCGAUGAACAGCAACUCAGUAUUGCCGGUCCUGGUUGAUCCGCGUCCGGCAACACUUCGCUUCUUGGACACUCUUGCCAAAGACCGGAAUGACUUCUGGGUACAAUAUCGCAGAAAGCAUGUUCCUGCUACGAUGACGCUCGACGAGCCAUACCCCAAAGGUCUACCACUCGAGUGCAUCGUACCGGUCGAUCUCAGCCAAUGCAAAUCAGCUCCAGAUCUUCCUUAUCUAACUUCGCGAGCAAAAGCAGUCGUCUUUGUUCCUGCAGACAUUGCCAUGACACCCCAGCCGUCUUCCGAUGAUGAUGCCRGCGCCAUUGGAGCUUUCGUGGAGAGUUGGCAGGGCGCGCUGACCAAGUACGUCUACUUGAGCCAGAACCGUCAAGAUUCAGCUCUCGCGGCAUGGGAAUAUGCCAUAGGACCUCUAUCUGCAACGCGAAUGUCUGAUCUGGAGGCGCACGUAUUCUGGUCCAGAAUAUUUUCAGAUUCCCUCGAGGAAGCCAAAGUGGACGGACCGUGGGAGGAAGAACCAGCUCAACCCCCUCCUCCUUGCUUACCUGCAGUUGAAGACGACGAGCAACACACUGAAUGGAGUCCGGAGGGUAGUACAAAACACCUUGAGAUCAAAUCUAGUCGCAGGCUAGAACCUGCAAGGAUCGAUGCGAUGCUUAAUGCGUUUCGGAGCGCUGACAAGACGAUUCACUCUGGACCCUUCAUAGAUAGCUUCUCGGAGACACGCUGUCAUGUACUGCAAUAUUUCUGGUCGAGGUGGAGAAAUCCACGAACAGUAAUGUCACCUGCAACACGGGAAGCUGUUGCUGCUGCUGCUAUACUUCAUGUCAGUGAGGCAAACAAGCUGUCCCCAGGAAUACUAUCUACAAAGUUUCCAUCCAAAGAAGAAACAAGAUUCCCUUCACUCUUUCUUGAUGGGGACUUUCUUGAGAGGGAGGAUCCCAAGCACACUCACCUUUUCGCGUGGGGUGCCAUGAUGCGUCUUUCAAAAGAUUUCCCACCCACGCUGCUCUUACGUCUGGCAAGGUCGUUGAUUGAAGCCUCGACAGCCAGCAAAGAUCGGUCACCGGACCAUGCUCUGAAGCUGCUUCGAGUAUUGAUCAAAGGGGACAGACCUCAGAUGGCCCUUGAUAUGAUUCAGGAACUCGUUCUUGGCCGGCCUGAUGAUUCCUCUUGGCAACGUUUGAUACUGAACAGAGGGUUGCUAAGUGCUCUUCCAAAACAAAUCGCUGAGCAGUUCCUUCAAAGUUUGAGCGGUGCCAUGCAGAGAAGACUUUCCGCCUACAAAGAUAAAACCUCGGACCAGAAUUCUCCCCGGAUCAAGGUGACGACGGUGAAGCUCCUCUCACAGCUCAUCUCUGGCACGAUGUUCAUUGACGACUCUUUUGCAACCUCGAUCUUGAUCGGUCUCCUGGCCAGCACAUCGCACAUUGACAUUCGGGUUUGCGUGAUGGAAAGCCUUGUUGGCAUCCUUACCAAAAGUCAAGACAAGGAUCUUUGUGAUGAAAUCGUUGCCGCUUUCGAAACACAUCUGGUACCUGUCAUGUCUGGGAUCAACGAGCGAAUACCAUUGAGCGAGGAAGAGUGGAUGUCCUACAGUUCAGACAACCUCCCAGAACUGUAUGGGCUUCGAUGGGGUGAUCUGCCCCCGAUACUGUCAUACAUGAUCUCGGCUGUUGAGCAGGCCGAUAAGAGCAUCCGACAACAGCUCUUUGAUCGGAUCCUUAUGCCCACGUUUUGGAAGAGCUGCGAAGUCAAUGGUCGUUGGAWGCAAAUGUUCAUGAAGAAGCAUGGAGUAACUCUUCUACCAGAGUCGCUUCCAUCUGCACCCGCGCAUUUGCAAUUUCUGGUCGACUUGAUGAAGUGGCCGGAAUACAUUCCCGCAUCUGUGCUUGAUCUCUGGCUUCAAAUCUUGACAGUCGUCCUUCAACCACCUUCUGACAUCUCAGCAAUGAACAAGAUCGUUUCGGAAGACGCGGAUCUGCGACGCUCGAACGAUGGAUCGCACUGGAUGGCCCUUUGGGGAGGUAGCGCUCAGCAGAUUUUAACAUACAGAUCAAAGCCGAUAUCAAUGCUACUGAAAGAACCAUCUACUACUGGACCCAACGGCCUCACUGUCGAUCAUAUCCAGAGAGCGGUGCUGCAACAAUUUGAUCUCAUGCUGCCCUUCAAUGGUGGCAUAUCGGAAAACAUUUCCUGGAUUUCCUUUGUCGACAAUUUGAAGCCACUCGCUUGGACGUCGAAGAACCUUGGCUUGUGGCAUCAGAACAUCAAGCCUCUUCUGACAGAAAUGCUCAACAAGGUUGAAAAGCUCCGCACGCCUGAAUGGCGACGAGACAAGAACCGCUCCCCGGCAACAUUACCCGACACCUUCGAAUGGCGACUAUGGCUUCUUACACCCACCCUACAAUCCAAAGAGUCCCACAACAACGACAUGAAUCUCCUCGCAACAUCAAUCCUGGAAUUACUUUCAGAGAUGAGCAGAUCCAAUCGAGCAUACAUGAAAAAAUACGAAACCCUCGUGGACUUUAUAAAAAUUUACGGAACUGCACAUGAAUGGACGAAACUUGCUUUAAUCUUCGGUGAUGAUCUCGAUGAAGUGGUGGAUUAUGAAGACUUUUCCACGCUCGAGGAUCUGAGGGCGGAUCUUACGAGUAAGUUACUCGAGGCCGCACGCGAUGAUCCGCCCGGGGAGGAAGAACUUUUAGAGAAAGUUAGAGGGAUGGUGGGGAAGAUGGGUGAUUGUCUUGAUGAGGGGAUACGGGCUGUGGGAUCGAAGUUGCGUCGACAACGUGAUUAUAAUGGAUUGAGGUGGUAUGCUGAGAUUCCUGUUGAUGGUUGA
Molecule: messenger RNA, 4788 nt
Organism: Ramularia collo-cygni
Lineage: Eukaryota; Fungi; Ascomycota; Dothideomycetes; Mycosphaerellales; Mycosphaerellaceae
Exons: 1
Coding region: 1-4788 (1595 amino acids)
Source: RefSeq, a predicted model, not a curated record